AAACCGAUUUCUAGCAAACCUAACCUCAAGCUGCUCAAGAACAACUCAGUUCGUUUGCAGCAGUAACUAGGCACUAUCACUGCACUAGACUAGCAGUGACCCACGCACUCUCUCUCAAAUCCUUAUCCAAUUCAUGACUCAAACAAAUGAAUAUCCUUUCUGGUUCGCUCUCCAGACUUCGAUUACCCAAAUUUCCCAAACCUCUCUCCUCCUCAAACCCUCGAAACCUCGGCCACACGCGGCCAGCUUUCAGGAACCACGCCCCCAACCGUGGUCUCCGAACUCUAGGCAAACCCGUCUCGAUCAUUCCAAAAACUAAGCGCACUUCUUUACCUAUCGUGGGACGAUUGACCAGCGUUAGGGUUUCGACGAUGUCAAACGGAACAGGAGAAAUUCGAUUCCCGCUGUCUCCGUCGAGCGCUCUCGUGAUCCAUAAGGGAGAUAUCACUCAGUGGUUCGUCGAUGGCUCUUCCGACGCCAUUGUCAAUCCAGCAAAUGAGCGGAUGCUUGGAGGUGGCGGUGCUGAUGGAGCGAUACACCGAGCUGCUGGUCCAGAACUUCGAGCAGCAUGCUAUAGUGUUCCAGAGGUCCGACCUGGAGUUCGUUGUCCCACGGGAGAAGCGAGGAUUACACCAGGUUUUAGGUUGCCUGCAUCUCAUGUAAUUCACACAGUUGGGCCUAUUUAUGAUGUUGACAGUAAUCCUGAAGCCUCUUUAAGAAAUGCUUACAGAAACAGUCUACGUGUUGCCAAAGAGAACAACAUCAAAUAUAUUGCAUUUACUACCAUAUCAUGUGGUGUAUAUCGGUAUCCUUUUGAUGAAGCUGCGACUGUAGCUAUAUCCACGAUCAGAGAAUUUUCAAAUGACUUCAAGGAGGUUCACUUGGUUAUUUUCACUGAUGAUACAUAUCAGGUUUGGUCGGCCAAGGCAAAUGAACUGCUCCAAGACCAGUGACUGCUGCUGCCUAACAAUCUGCCAGCCCGUUUGUCUACUUUAGAAGCAGAAAGAAUGCAAACUCUGGAUAGUUUGUAGUAUUAGAAGUUGGAAGUGAAUCUGGUUGGAUCACAUGUAAAAUCGGCAGCAUAUGUGCAUGGAACGUCAAUUUUAGUAAAUGAAAAUGCUAUUACGUUUUAAUUGCCAAAAA
Rhododendron vialii is the source of this 1143-nucleotide messenger RNA. RefSeq lists its product as uncharacterized. Bases 147 to 953 code for a protein of 268 amino acids. The transcript has 7 exons. The record is from RefSeq and is a predicted model, not a curated record. NCBI's taxonomy places the organism in Eukaryota, Viridiplantae, Streptophyta, Magnoliopsida, Ericales, Ericaceae.